Molecule: messenger RNA, 1159 nt
Organism: Oppia nitens
Lineage: Eukaryota; Metazoa; Arthropoda; Arachnida; Sarcoptiformes; Oppiidae
Product: tetraspanin-9-like
Exons: 7
Coding region: 374-1159 (261 amino acids)
Cellular component (GO): membrane
Source: RefSeq, a predicted model, not a curated record
UACUUUAACAGAAAGUUUGCAAAGUCAUCGCUAAACAACAAUAAUAUCAACAAAUAAACUAAAAGUGGUUAUUAUUAUUUAAAACUUAUUGUUUAAAACAGUUUGAGUUGUAUUAUUGAAAGAAUUGGUGACCAAACAAAGCUAUUUUUAUUUGAAAAGUGAUUUGAAGUAAAUAUUAAGUAUUUAGUGAUUGUGUGGCAAACUGGCACAGACUCAAGAUAUUGAUGAAAGUGAUGACAAGCAGUCAAAUGGACACAAACCAGUCAUCAUUGAUGAUAAUUAUGAUAGUGAGGGACAAGUGAAGCACAGAGUGGUGGAGCGCGUCUUUAUCUGUCGUUGUUGUAGUACAGUAUCGGUCUGUUUGGCCAAAAGGAUGGCCAAAGUGACCAAAAUUUUAUUGUUUUUCUUUAAUUUUAUUCUCUGGUUGAUUGGAUGGGUAUUAGUUGGAAUAGGUAUUUGGUUGAUAGUUGAUCCCAAGUCAUAUGAGCCCAGUAGGUUCAUCGAUACAUACAAUAUAGUAACUGCUGCUUACAUAAUGAUAGUGGUCGGCGGUAUCAUUAUGUUUCUCGGACUACUCGGAUGUGCCGCCGCUUUCACUGAACAAUCAUUUUUGUUAACAAUUUAUGGUAUCGUACUAUUAAUACUAUUUGGUUUACAAGUGGCCACAAUUACUUUGGGUAUAUUUCAUGGAUUUGGAGAACAACUCUACAACUUUGCAUUCAGGGAACUGAUCGCUGAAUUACAACAAUAUCCUUAUGAUGAUAGAGCCAGAGGUUUCAUUGACUUCUUUCAAGUCAAGCUAAGAUGUUGUGGUGUUGUAUCUUUGAAUGACUAUCAAAGGUAUGGUAUGUCAAUCCCAACCUCAUGUUAUUUGACAGGAACUCAAUUUCUCAAUCAAAAGGGUUGUGCUCUUGCUUUACGUGAAUUUCUUGAAUUAAGAAGUGGUAUAAUUGGUUUGUUGUGUUUAAUCGCCGCUUUAAUCCAAUUAACACCAUUUCCAUACAUUGAAUGUCAUACAGACUAUAGAGGAGGGUUGGGUAUAUCCCGUUGCCCGACACACCAACAUUUGUUUCUUGACGAGAGGAAGCUUAUGGAUCUCAUAAGAAGAUGGCAUCAAAGUGUUUGGCAAACUCUUAUUGGACACAAACUCGAGUAUUAA